Drosophila albomicans is the source of this 2513-nucleotide messenger RNA. RefSeq names its product fork head domain-containing protein FD3 (gene fd59A). The record is from RefSeq and is a predicted model, not a curated record. Bases 466 to 1923 code for a protein of 485 amino acids. Gene Ontology annotation, biological process: cell differentiation; regulation of transcription by RNA polymerase II; anatomical structure morphogenesis. The transcript has 2 exons. Lineage: Eukaryota; Metazoa; Arthropoda; Insecta; Diptera; Drosophilidae. Gene Ontology annotation, molecular function: DNA-binding transcription factor activity, RNA polymerase II-specific; RNA polymerase II cis-regulatory region sequence-specific DNA binding.
GGAAGCGACAGCGGCAGCGGUUUCGAUAAAUAAAUGUUUGAGUUAUGUAGAAAAACAUUUCGGGCGAGAAGAUUUUCGUUUUCGUUGCGAUUCAGUUAACAUUUGGCAAAAGGAUUCCGCCUAAAACAGACAAACCGACGGAUGCCGCGACACAACUCAAAACUUAAUCGCUUAACACAAAGUUAAAGUUAAAUGCAAAUGCGAAUGCGAAUGCGGAAACGUAAAACGAAACGAUAACGAUCGAUUACGAUAACGCAAAUUGAAACAAAACUAAUCGCGGAGUUAAUGCAAUGUGCUAGAAUUGUGAAAUCAAUUUAAAUGAAUUACAAGUAAAGUGAAUCAGUUUCUGAGCUAAAGUCAAACAAGUGUUGCGUCCUCUAUCUCACUUAGUUAAGCAAUUUCAUCGAUAUACAUAAAUAAAGUACAAGUUUAAAGACAGAUCUCACCAAGUUAUAUCAGCAAAUAAUGCAUACAACAACGGAUCCCAUUCAUGCGCUGCACGAUGGCGACUCUCAGUCUCCGCCGCUGCACAAGAGCCAACGUGGCGCCGGCAUCACUUCCUCCCGUGCUGCCGCUGCCGCUGCGGUGGCCGAUGAAAUGUCCAUGAUCUGUGAUGACAGCGACUUUGAGCCGUCGGCCGCCGGCGGCAGCAGCGGUGACAACAGCAGCGGCACCAACAACGGCAGCGGAGCAGCCGGCGGUCCUCUGGUGAAGCCGCCGUAUUCCUACAUUGCUCUCAUCACCAUGGCCAUACUGCAGUCGCCGCACAAGAAACUAACACUCAGUGGAAUAUGUGAUUUUAUUAUGUCCCGUUUCCCGUACUACAAAGACAAGUUUCCCGCUUGGCAAAACUCCAUUCGCCACAACCUCAGUCUGAACGACUGUUUCAUCAAAGUUCCACGCGAGCCGGGCAACCCGGGAAAAGGCAACUUCUGGACGCUGGAUCCUCUGGCCGAGGACAUGUUCGACAACGGAAGCUUCCUGCGUCGCCGGAAACGCUACAAACGAGCGCCGGCAAUACAGCGCUUCUCGUUUCCCGCCGUCUUUGGCACGCUGUCGCCAUUCUGGAUACGGAAACCGGUGCCGUUGGUGCCGGUGCACUUCAAUGUGCCCAACUUCAAUGGAAGCCGCGACUUCGAUGUGAUGCACACGCCCAGCGAUGUGUUCGACACGGCGCUGCGUGUGGACAAGAAAUUCAACUUCUUCGCCAAUGCUGAGGCAUCGUUCUAUCAGAACAACAGCGAUAAGUUCGAUCGCCUCGCGUUCAUCAAUCGCCGAGCUGAAGUGGCGGAUGCACUGCCUCACAGCAGUAGUGGAGGAGGAGGAGGUGGAGGUGGAGCUGGCAGCGUGACCAGCGAUGCGAGCAGAGCCAGCAAGUACAAGAAUCCCUAUGUGUUUGAUGUGUCCGCUGCUGCCACCGGAUUAGGAGCAGCUGAUUAUCCCGAGCGAGGCAACUAUGCGGAUCUCAAUGUGUACAACGAUGAUGUGGAUGCCGAUGCGGAUGACGCGUCGUGCGACAAGAUCGAUGUGGAGAGUGCCAACGAGCAUGAGCAGGACUCACACAUAUCGGAUUCCGUUGACUCGGUGUGCACGAAUCCCACGAAUCGUCCAGAGACAAACAGCGCACGCGAUCCCGAUGCACGCGAUGAGCUCCCGGAGCGCACCUCUCCCUACGUGCUGCUCUUCGAUCAUCAUGCCGAGGCGUCCAACAGCUCGUUAGCCAUUACGUCCAGUCCCAAGACGCUGACUCCGACUCCAACUCCGUUGCAAGCGCACUCGCAUCGAUCGCUGAGCCGGACGACGCUUCUGCACAUGGACAACGAUCCGGCGACGCUGCGUUGCGCCCGACAGACGAGUGCCAAGGACUUUCGCAUCGAGACACUGAUCGGUCAUGGGCACAGCGAUGGGGCGACCAGUGACUAGGAUUAGGCUUGAAAUUUCACUGAUUGAUUUAGUCGCUUAGUCUUAGGCAUUAGUGUUAGUCAUCGGCUUGUGUAUAUUCCCGUGAUCUAAGCACACAAUUUUAACUACUAUAACUUCUUCUUUACGUUGUAAACUCUAGUUGUACGCGAUAUGCAUCUCAUUACGCCCCCACCCCCUCAUUCAUGUAGUGAUUAUCCCUGGGAUGUAUAUUCGAUGCCAAUACGAAAGUUUUAAUGCGACCAAGAAAAACGCUCUCCACUUGAAAUGUAUAUUAAGCACGAUAUAAAAACAUAUAUUUAAACUAAAUUACGUUUAAACCUGAGUGUAACAUCCAGUAAGAACAACAACAAAGACAUAUAUCAAACAAUUACAUAUUUAUAGCAUACUUUUAAAGCGAAUUCUAUAGAGUUACCAUAUACAUAUAUAUAGCAUACAUAUAUGUGCAUGUACUAUAUACAUAUACCGAUCGUCUGUCUCUGAGUGUCUGUAAUUAUAAUUGUAUUGAGUAUGGCAAUGCGCGCAGCACAUCAAAACACUAUUAAAUAUAGUCUAGUCCUUAAGUGAUUUGCUGAUGUUAUUGAAAAUUUAAU